Gadus macrocephalus (Pacific cod) is the source of this 7266-nucleotide messenger RNA. RefSeq names its product methionine adenosyltransferase 2Aa (gene mat2aa). The record is from RefSeq and is a predicted model, not a curated record. The transcript has 9 exons. Gene Ontology annotation, biological process: S-adenosylmethionine biosynthetic process. Gene Ontology annotation, cellular component: methionine adenosyltransferase complex; cytosol. Gene Ontology annotation, molecular function: ATP binding; methionine adenosyltransferase activity. NCBI's taxonomy places the organism in Eukaryota, Metazoa, Chordata, Actinopteri, Gadiformes, Gadidae. The coding region runs from base 276 to 1448 and encodes 390 amino acids.
UUCAGCAUCCCUCCUCGGCGAGGAUCAUAUGGGCUUUUUCCAACACGACCAUUGGCUGUAGUGAAAACAAGUGGGCGUGGACACUGAUGCCUCAAGACUGACUCAACGGUUCACCGGCAAUCUAUUAACUCACACCUAAUUUUUUGAUAGUUUAUCAUCACAAGGAGCGAACCGCACCAACAGUGGAAGCCGUUUUAAGCCCCGUAGGAACCCCAGCGUGCUCUCCUAAGUAAGCUAGUGUCUAGCCGGUGCAGCGUACAAUAAUCCUCCAGAAGAUGAACGGCUAUAACUCUCUUCAUGAUGAAGACUGUUUCCUUUUUACCUCCGAGUCUGUUGGAGAAGGUCAUCCAGAUAAGAUUUGUGACCAAAUCAGUGACGCGGUUCUGGACGCCCACCUCAAGCAGGAUCCUGACGCUAAAGUAGCAUGUGAGACGGUGGCGAAGACGGGCAUGAUCCUGCUGGCCGGGGAGAUCACAUCCAGGGCUCACGUGGACUACCAGAAGAUCGUGAGAGAGACCAUCAAGCACAUCGGCUACGAUGAUUCCUCCAAAGGCUUCGACUACAAGACCUGCAAUGUCCUGGUUGCGUUGGAGCAGCAAUCCCCCGACAUCGCUCAGGGAGUCCAUCUGGACCGCAAGGAGGAGGACGUCGGGGCUGGAGACCAGGGUCUGAUGUUCGGCUAUGCCACCGAUGAGACAGAGGAAUGCAUGCCCCUCACCAUCAUUCUGGCUCACAAACUCAACGCCAAGAUGGCUGAGCUGCGCCGCGAUGGAACCUUGCCCUGGCUACGGCCCGACUCCAAAACCCAGGUGACGGUGCAGUACAGGCAGGACCGCGGGGCCAUGCUGCCCCUGCGCGUGCACACCGUGGUGGUGUCGGUGCAGCACGACGAGGUCGUCUCCCUGGAGGAGAUGCGGGCGUCCCUGAAGGAGCGCGUGGUGCGGGCGGUGGUGCCCCCGGCCUACCUGGACGACGACACCGUCUACCACCUGCAGCCCAGCGGGCGCUUCGUCAUCGGAGGCCCGCAGGGCGACGCCGGCCUCACCGGUCGCAAGAUCAUCGUGGACACCUACGGGGGCUGGGGGGCCCACGGCGGCGGGGCCUUCUCGGGGAAGGACUACACCAAGGUGGACCGCUCGGCUGCCUACGCAGCCCGCUGGGUGGCCAAGUCCCUGGUGAAGGCGGGCCUCUGCAAGCGGGUCCUGGUGCAGGUGGCGUAUGCUAUUGGGGUGGCCCACCCUCUGUCCAUCUCCAUCUUCCACUAUGGGACGUCCGACCGCAGUGAGAGGGAGCUGCUGGACAUCGUCAAGAGGAACUUUGACCUGCGUCCCGGUGUCAUUGUCAGGGAGCUGAAGCUGAAGAGGCCCAUGUACCAGUGCACCGCAGCUUACGGCCACUUCGGACGGGAGGACUUCUCCUGGGAGGUGCCUAAGAAGCUCAAGUACUGAGUACGGGUCCUCUCCCAGCCUCACACCGGUUUGUGUGAUCUCCACCCACUAGGGGGUGCUGUUGUUCCUCCCGUGUUCCUUUCCAUUCUCUCAACCCUCCCCCCUUCCUCACUCCCUCCCGGCCUGGUCCCUAGCACUCACUACUGUGUGCUGUACUUCCCCUUUUUUUUUUAAAGAGAAGGCAACGGAAGGUUCGAUGGCAAAAUAACAACAAUAAUAAUAAUAACCGAUUAUAGAUGAUACAUGAACUUGAUAGAGGUAGUGCCACUGGGUUCAAUUGCAUUAUGAUUUAUAUUUAUAUAGUGGGGAAAGCGUUGAUUAUUUGCGCUUAACAUGUAUUAAACGUUAACAUCAUUCUAUGAAAUAAACCCGAAAGUGUCAGGGCCAAAUACUUGUCAGAGGGCCGGUAAAUAACGAUAAUCAAUGUUUGUGCAGCAGUGUUUUUUUGACUUCUCCUGUUGUUACAGCAGGCUUAUGCCAUAUUUCAGAAGCCUGCUUGCUCUCUCUGUUUCCUGUUCAUAUCACAUUAGCUGACUUCCAAACCGAUAAUGCACUGUAAUCUUGUCUGAUGCAAGAUUAUGUUGCUCUCUCUUUAUUGGCUUGCAGUGUGCCCAAAUGCUCACUGCUGUCGUGUUACACUCCACUCUGUUCUUCUUUCAAAGAUGGAGGUCGCCGUAAAGAUUGUGUAGACCUCCACCCAGAAGGGAGCAAGAGCACCCAUGCUUUUUCCCCAACCACAAGUAGCGUUUUGUCCCUGAUUUAAGCCUUUUACGCUGGAUGCGCAGGCAUCAUACAUGAGAAUGAGCUCCAGUAUGAGGACACAGUGACUUGUUUAAUGGACAGGGAUUCUCUCAACAACGGUCAUGGGCAAUACUUGUGAGCAGGAGAAAAUCCUUGUCCCCUUUUGAUAGUUACAAUUGGUUGGUCACCCAUAACAAGCUUUUUAAAAGUUUCUAGCCAUAACAGAAACAUGACAUUUAUACCCCAAAUACCUCUUUCUUAGAGGAAAGUUAAUGGUCUGGCGGCUUCAAUCUGCACAUGGUAGCGUGCUAAAGCUAGCACCCAUCUACACCCCCCCAAGGAGUUUGACGUAGGCCAACUGUAGAAGCUAUGAACACGAUAGUGGAUGUUGCAGCAGCUGUAAACACAAAGGAGAAGUUUUACAGAGAACUGAGAAGCUGCUAAUAUUAGUCUCUGGGUGCUCACAUGGAUCGCCGCACACCCUUUUACUAUAUUUAUCGACGUGAUGUGAAUGUUUGCAAAAUGUGCUCAGUACCGUCCCGCUGGCCUAUCGGACCACGUUGUAGACAAUCGUGGCCUGCAGAGCUGUGAGUACGGGUGUAGCUACAGAGAAACCCGGCGCAGCCUGCAGGGCACCACCCUUAAGGCCUUUUAGAGCAAUGAACCGGAACACUAAAACUGUCCUUAAUGUUGGUCAGGAGGAGAGGGGGGCAGGGUUCGUAGUGCGUAUGUGUUUGUGUGAGACUGUCUUUAGUUGUUCUUCUUUCGGCUCUGGUACCUAUAUUCACGCUGAGAGAGUUGCUUCCUCAGGAUGCAGCAGCUGUAGUGGUUGCUGUCUUCUCUCCAUUUUGAGUGUGGGUUGGCCUGCGCGUGGUUGACUACAAGAUGGCUGCUGUAGGUGGGGGAAUACCUGAGUUUGAGUCGACGUCCCGUUUUUGCUAAAUCUAGGGAAUAUUUUUGUAGUUUUUCGUCAUAGCGCUACAUUUAGUAGUUGAAAAGAGCAACGUUGGGAUCUUUUGGGUGCAGGGUAGGUUAAAUAACUACAGCGCAGUAUGACGUCUGACUCAUUCCGUGUACAGAGGUGAAUGUUGUAUUUUGUUAAGCGACACCACGAGUCUGGCGCCCACACGUCCGUGUCGGGCUGUAUUCCACUGUAUUAUAUUGAGUGUGGGGAAGGUGUCGUCAGUGUGAUGUGCGUGCAGUGGCCCCUGACGUCUUUGGUGUUCGAGUCCUCGGCCCCACAAUGAGUGACUGUGUGAGGUAACGUGUUGCCGAGCAUUCCGCGGGUCGAUGGGUAUCUCGAACACCACAGGAAGUCUCUCAAACAAAAAAAACCUUUCCACAUAUGGAUCCCUCCGACUGACUGAAGCAGAUUGGCUGGUGUUGUACAGAGAAACCAGCCCGUUUACAUGCUUCUCUGUGGGUUCCUGUUGUUCCACCACCCUUUUUUUUUAUCUCAGUAUUUGUUGCUGUUACAGACAUGUCUACUGGUGUGGAUAAUGACAUUAGUAAAAGUGCCUUUCUAACAUUCUGCCCUUCUCGUGUGGCGCGGCCGGAAUCCCCAGAAUGUAAAUUGGCCUCCCCCCCCCCCCCCCCCCCCCAAAUGUAUCCAACGUUGUGCUGUCCAACACAGUUGCUAUCUGAAUAAAAUAUCCUACCCUAUGUUUGUCGUUUGUCCCUCUGAUCACUACGUUCGUACUGUCUUUGGAUUUAUACAUGAUAUUACAGUAUCUUCUGUGGGUAGAUAUACUAGCUAUAAUGUAUAAAUACAAAAACCUGGUCGUCACAGAAAGCAAACCAGGACUCUUAUUUAAAUGUAGUCUGUUCAGAAUCAUUGGUUCAACUUGUACAUGUGGGGUUUGAGUUUUAUCUGCUCUCGGGGGAACUUAAAUUCUAACAUAUUAAUUUGUUAUGUCUUCAUCAAUGUCUGGCUACUUUGUAUAAUGUUGUCUACUAAAUUAAGGAAGGGUUUCACCUGAGGUCAACACUUCCUUGAGGUUAACUGCCGUUUCAACUCUAAGUUGUUAAACUUCCUUGUCUUGCAAUAAUUUCUACAUGAUCCACUUUCAUUGUGUGUCAAGCAUACAAUGUACAAGUGUUUUGUUGCGGGCAUGGUGCGUGUUUGAACACAGUUUUGUACAAUUGUUAAGUAAUGGGGGAAACAAACAAGUGGAAAAAUAGAAUUUGGGACAGCAAUCAAAUUUUAAUGCUUCAUACAAUACUAUGCCAUUAAAACACAUUAAGCUUCUCAGACGGAGGUUAAACAUUCCUUCUCAACGCCGGAAUAUGCUGCAGCUCAGAUUAGUCUAAGAGGUCACAAAAUAUUUAUUUAUUUAAGGUAAAAAAUCACAAGACUGAAUCAUAUCAACUUAAAAAAAAAAUAGCAAUAGUGAAAGGUGAAAGAAGUGCAAACAGUAAAAUAAGUCAAUAUUGUUAAGGACUGAAGCAAUAUUUGAAAAUGGAAGUUGCAACAGGUCAUCUGUUGGACGAAAGAGUUUGAGGUCGGGCAUAUUCCCAGCCUAAAGGAAAACGAUUUAAAGGGGACAUAUAAUACCAGGUGUGAGUGUGAUUAGCCAUUACAAGCCGUUUCGAAAAUCUGCAACGUUUACUUCAGUCCACUGGGAAGGCUGGUAGACUGAUCUAUCUCGCACACAUCUAGGUGGACACGCCCACUUGUGAUGUCAUAAGGGGCCAAUUUUUGAAACGGCUUGUAAGGCUAAUCACACUCACACCUGGUGGUAUAAUAUGUCCCCUUUAAACAAACAUUCAUAUUCAUCCAGCAUAUUUAAAAAGGGUCUUUCGGGCGGACUUCCAGGCAAAUCUCUGACAGAAUGACACAGUCUGCAGACAGAAAAGUAAAGUUUAGACUCUUGAACUUGGUAAUUUUGAAAAUGUUGGAAUUUGUAUACACAGUACUUUGUUUAUACUUACUCCACAUCUCACUGCGUUCCGUAAGUCCCUGCAUCUGAAGCUCUGUACAGUGCAAGGGUCCACAAACGCCUCCCCUGUUCCACACACACAGACACACACGCACGCGCGCGCGUUGGAUCACAACAAUCAUUUUAAACCAUGUGUCGUGGUAACUUAACCAUCGCAGCGCAUUGUAACCAAACAAACUUUCGUCAACCUUUACAAAUGUGGGAUGUGUGUUUUUUUAUUUUCUGCUGACUCACUGUUGAGGGCUCUUUCCUGCACUGAACACAGUUGGACCAGGGAACAGAUGGUCUUGGGUGUAAUGUGACUCAGCAGGGUAUCCAGCACCGUCUUGACGAAUGAAUCUACAAGGGCCUCACACUUAUCUGUGUAGGAGGCCGGGAGGAGGCCACACCCCGCUAGCAGGAUGUCCACCACUGCCGCCUGGCACAAUGAACAACAAGAUGUCAUGUGAUACCAAACCGGGGAGGAUGCAGUCGGAAGACAAAGCAUGCUUUUCCCCCCGAUGUGUAAUUGUGGGUUUUGGUGUGAUUAUGAAUGGAAGGAUCUUCUUUGUGUUUUGUUGUCUGCCCUCUUACCAGACAACCUCUUACCUCUGUCUUUUCUUUUGGGAACAUCUUCUGUAAAGCAUCCAUAAUGACCAGGCAGUAGGUGCAUUGAAUGGAGGACGCGCCCUGAAAAACAAGACCGACCCGUUCCUACCUUGAUACAAAAUACAAGCCCACGGAUAGCUAGGCCUUCUAAGUGUUUGUUGAUACUAAAGAAGAGUUUUGUGUUGAAACUACAAUAGAGGGUUUAUGUUACUACAGUGGUGCUUGUGUUGAAACUUUAGCAGAGGGUUUGUGUUACGACAGUCGGAUGUUACUAGAGUAGAGUGUAAGGGUUGAUACUAUAGUAGAAUGAUUGUGUUGAUACUACAGUGUAGUGUUGAUACUACAGUCGUGAUGUAAAUACAGUAUUUAGUGUUUACUGCAGUGUUUGUACUACAUUAGUGUUAUGGUUGGUACUACAGUAGAAUGAUUGUGUUGAUAAUACAGUAGAGUGUAAGGGUUUUUACUAGUGCUGUCAAGCGAUUAAAAUAUUUAAUCGCGAUUAAUGGUUGGCAUUAAUGGCAUAGUUAACUCACGAUUACUCGCGAGUAACCGCGAUUAAUCGCAAAUCUUUUUUCUAUGCUAAAUAUACCUUGAUUUCUUUGUCCCAUUAAUUGUUCUAAUUUUAAUGCUCUUAUCAACUUGGAGAAGUGCAUCGGCUUGCCUUGUGCAAAUGUUUUUUUAUUGAUAACAACAUUGGCAUAUACUGAUCAAAACAGGACGAUACAAAAAAAAAGCCUAAAUUGCAAUUAAACGAACAUACAAACAUAAUGCCUUGAACAUAGCAGUCAGGCUACUGCUUCUUUGUUUUGAGUUCUGUAAAUAUUGUUUUGAAAAUUAAAAAUAAUAAAUUGCGUUAAUCGCGCGAUAAAGAAAUUACCGCCAUUAAAAUUGGUUUGCGUUAACGCUGUUAAUAACGCGUUUAACUGACAGCACUAGUUUUUACUACAUUAAAGUUGAAGGGGUUGAUUAUACAGUAGAGUGUUUGUGUUGAUACUACAGUAGAGUGUUACUACUGUAGUGUUACUGUUGAUACUACAGUUGUGUUUGUGUUAACAGUAGAGGGCUUGGGUUGAUUAUUUGGGAUGAAAGCAAGGGAUUGAAGACUUGUAUCCACUGUACCGUGAGCUUGCUGUCUUCUCCUGCCCAUGGCAUGUCACUCAGGUCCAGAGCCUCGAUGGCGGCCCUCACACUCUGCUGGAUAUCAAUGAUCAGCUUCCUCUCAUGGCCGUCCUCUAAGUGCGAGCCACAUAGCCCAAGGAAAGAGCACACUUGCUCUGGUUGCUGUACAGAAUGUGAUAAGGAAUGAGCAGUGGCAUAUAUUGGUAAAGAUGGGUCUGGACUCCGCAAUUUCAACACAAAAGAGAAGCAAAUGGGGGACAAGACUAACUACAUGAACUAAGAUGAUCCGAGAUGUCAUUUAGUUUAGAAAAAAAGUUUUGAACUUACCACUGAAUUGGUGAUGAAAUUGAUUGCCAUUGGCAAGAUCUGCUCCACCUGCUGGCGGCAGAUCUGGCCAGAUUUGCCGGGGUUUGGCAAGUAAUCACACAAAA